AGAGAGAGAGAGAGAGAUAGAGAGAGAGAGAGAGAGAGAAGCUCUCGACAGCCGAUUUUUCUAGUCAGACCCUCACCGGCGUCUAUCAGGGCAGCAGUUCCACCCACCUUGAUUCGUGACCUCAGGUGUUAUUGCUCUUUAUUAACUGAACACACAUUUGCAAAAAACACUCGGGCUGUAUCGUUAUUCUUAAUCAACUUUGACUGCAGUGCGCCGUUUCUGUUUCCUUUUUUUCUUUUUUUUCUGGUUUAUAAAUCACUGGGACUUCAUGCUCAUAUUUCUGGAAAUUAUUGUACUUGAUAUCCCGGACCAAACCCACGGGGUGAAACCAUCUUUUAUUCUUCCAUUCAUCUUUUUAUUCAUCUCAGCAUUUUUGCAUUUACUUUUUUAUUUCUUAUUUUUUGAAAUCUGACAUGCUUUUAAGGUGUUCCAAGACUCUUCUCCUGAAUGAUUGCUGCAAAUCUCGGAUUCAUUGUCUUGAAAUUAAAGGACACUGUACAUUCUCCUUCAAAGACGGUCAAAACGAUCAAAAACUGACCACCAGAGACCUUUGCAUAGGGUCAUGGAUGGCCACCAGACCAACUGCUCAGUUCCACUAGAUCUCUCCACUCAACGGAAAAGAGAUUCUGGUAAUUUGGGGAUCAAUAGAACUACAGGGUCCAAUGACAUGGGAUGUAAACCACUUUCAGAGGAAGUAAAGUCAAAAGAUAAGGAAAACUUGCUUGGACCACAAUUGAGAAGUACAGAUUUGGAAAGCUACAUUUUAAUAAAUCAGUCCCAAGCAUCAUCUUGCAAGAUGACUGUGAAAACGAUGCCAUAUGAAAUGAACUCUGGAUUAAUCUGUCAAAACAAAAGCAACAAGGAGACAUUUAAAGGAACUACCCCACCAGAAAGUCCAUUAAGUUCAACAGCAAAUGCAGAGCAGAAGCUUGACAUGGACAAUCGUCAAAUGACCACUCAUUCUUUGCAAAGUUCUGAGCAUUUAUGUAAAAUGGAAGACAGUCCCAUUUUGCCCAUUCAAGAACAAACUGGAUCACAUUCUUCAGACAAACCCCUUUUUAGCCUACCACUGAGGAAGAGGCCAUACACUGCAGUAGAAGAUGACCCCAUGGAGGGGACUCCCCUGUCGCAGCAUAAAGAGGAGACCAAGUCCCCAUCCUGUGCGGAAAGUAAUCCACAAAGCAAGAAGGUGGAACGUGGAGAAAUCAGAAGUCCUAAGCGAGAGAGGAGAACCAGAGACAAACAACUGUCAUGUUCUAAAAAUGACCCAGUGCUCAUGGCACCCCAAGCCGUAGCAAUACCUGUGCCUAUUGAUGAUUUGCCAGUCCAGCCAUUCUGCACAGGGUAUCCUGUACACUAUCCAGCACAUAUGAGCAGGACUCCAUUUGUUGCAGCAAUAACACAUCCCAACCACCCUUUGCCUGGCAGGCCCUUAUUCAAUCCUGUGCACAGCGUCCUGAUUCCUAUACUGUCAUCACAUUUCCCUCCAGUGUAUGCCAUGGAAAACAAGCAGGCUUCAGACAUUGCAAUGGCAACCAAGCAAGAUGAAGAUGGUGACACUGCUCUGCACAUCGCAGUUGUCCAGGAGCAGAAAUCAGUAGUCCAGAGGCUGAUACAGAUCCUGCUGGAUGGGAAAAAGGAGUUAGAUAUCUACAAUAAUCUGCGACAGACACCACUACACCUAGCAGUAAUUACUCAACAGCCCCAUAUGGUUCACCUUUUGGUAUCUAAUGGCAGUGAUGCUAUGUUAUCUGACCGAAAUCUGCAAACCAGCAUUCACUUGGCAUGCGAACAUAACAACUUUGACUGUUUACAAGAGAUCCUCAACCAAAGGUGGAAACAUCUGAACCUGGAGGCACGGAAUUAUGAAGGACUAACCCCAUUGCACAUUGCUGUUAACAAUGGCAACAAGGAAAUUGUCACCCUACUGCUGGACAGGGGAGCUGACAUUGAUGCUGUGGAUAUUAAAAGUGGUCGCAGUCCUCUGAUUCAUGCAGUGGAAAAUAACAACACUGACACGGUGAAGCUGUUAAUUGAAAGUGGCUCCAAUGUGAACACGCAAACAUAUUCGGGCAACACAGCACUGCAUUCUGCAUGUGGGAGAGGCCUUCUGGAAAUCACUAGGAUACUACUGAAAAAUGGAGCUGACAGCAGCAUCAAGAACUACCACAAUGAUACACCUGUAAUGGUGGCUAAGAACAAAAAAGUAAUUGAUGUGCUAAGGGGAAAGGGAAUCCGCAAUGCCAGUAAUGUCAAAGUUCCAGAGGCUGCUCCGGAUCCAUCAACACCAUGCAACAGUCCCAACAACCCCAGUACUCCCAUGCAGUCCCAGGAUCCAACGCAUACAAAUGGUAACUCCAACCAACCAUUUGAGACUGCAUCCCGGCAUUCCUCAAUACCUUCACACCAUCAACUGGCUCCUACAUUAGUCUCUUCACCACAACAAGCCCCUACUAGCCAAUCCAAUGACAGACACUCUCAGAUUCAGAGGUUAUCGCCUAUAGAAAUGGACUAUUCUCCUCAAAGUAUUUCAGCAAUACCUUCAUCGCACUGGGCUCAGUCUCCACCUUUUUCAAGUGAAAAUUUAUUCUACUCUGACACAAGUUUCAGCAACCUCCUGUACACACAGACCCUUGAUCCUAUGUGUGGCAAGCAUCCCUACAUCUGUCAUCCUCCUGCAUUCAUCCCCUUGCCUCCUGGAGACCAAACCUACUUUGUCCACUCUUCCCAAACACAGAAUCCUUUAUAUUCACAAAUUCCUCACAAGUACUCUCAAGCCUCCAGUGAUAAGCAGGGAACCUCACCUCAAUCUGAAAAGGACAGACCUUUGAGUCAGAGCAGCAGUCAGUCUGAUAUUUCUACCAUAAGCAUCAGCAGUGGGAGCAAAGGUGAAACAUGACAUGUGAAACAGGAAGUUCUAGUGAAGCACCAUUUCAUAGCAUCUGUGCCACCUGCCCCCACAUUUGUUGACUGGUCUUGCAGCCUAAUAUAUUCUUUUUUUUCACUGAUGACGAAGAAGAGUCCAACAGAGUGAGGCAGUGUCAACUGUCAUGGUGCACAAGUGCAAAUGCUAAAACAGGCCAUGCAACUUAGCCUCAGCUUGGUGACCAGCCAGUUCAGAUUAGACAUGAAGUUAAAUAAAAUGAAAUCAUCUAAGGUGAGAUGGAAGGGUAACUCCACCCUAUCUUCUGCAGAACUGUUAAUCAAGACUUAAUGACUUCCUUUCAGAGGAAUUCUAAAUGACCCAGAGCUCCUUUAAAUCAGAGGCUUCGGAGUUAUUUGACUUCUAGAGGAUUCUGGCCAUUCAAAGCACUUAAAGAAUUCAGCGUCCCACUUAGCCAAGCCCAAAUUUGAAGACUACAGAGGGGCUCAGAGAGGGAGCAGAGGUCGGUUUGUUUUGAAGAGAAAUGAAACUGUGCUUUGGCUUCUUAGAAACAGUAGCAGGGGAUUUUACAAUUUCCUUGUAUGGCUGUUGUGAAUUGGGUGCUUCUGCCAGGUUUGAGAAGCCACAUGGCUUCAUAAGCAUAAAACUUGUUUUGUAGCUUUUUUGUAUCAAAUGCAUCACUGUUUUUCAUGGGAAGGCAAUUUUAACCUUUCUUUUAAAAUACAAUGGUAAAUGGCACUUAAGUACUAUAAGAAUUGUUUUGUAUUUGCAUCUGAGGUGGCAUUCCAUAACAGCCAUCUGACUCUACCUGUAUUUUCACUGCGUCAUCUGAUCAAAAUUCUACACACUGAGUUAAACUAUUAAUAAUUUCAAUCCAAGAUAGGCAGUGCUGCCUUCUUUAUUGAUUAUUUUUAUAGCACCCUUCUUGCCUUUCCAGCAGACUGGAACAGACUAUAGCAUAAUCUGGGAUUAAAGAACAGGACUGGGGAAUCACCUGUCUAAAGAGUCAGUAAAAUAAAUUCUGAAGCAUUUAUAAAAUAUCUUUUCAUUAUGAGGGAGUGGGAAGCAGAGUUUAAAAUGCUUUGUUCUUUAAGGAGGUGGCACAGUGGUAACACUGCUGCCUUCCAUCAAGGAGACCGGGGAUCAAGUCCUGGGUGUUCCUUGCAAGCAGGGAGUGUUUCCCAUCAUAGUCCAAAAACAUGCAGGGUUGAUGGAUUGGUGAUGCUAAAUUGGCCCCAAUGUGUAUUUGUGAGUGUGGUCAUUCUGUGCCCUGUCCAUGGAUUGUUCUUACCUUGUGCCCAGUGCUUACUGAAAUAGGCUUCAUUUUCUCCACAACCUUACACAGGAUAAGCGAGUCUGAAAGAUGGAUUUAGGAAAAUGGUGUGCACAUACCCUCAGUUGGCCCUGUAUAAUGAUUGUGAGGGACUGAUUUGUUGUCCGGUUUUAGCAGUAAUGCACUGGGGUAAUAGGAUAAUGUUACUACCUCAUAAUGCCAUAAUCCUUAGUUCAGUUCCAUUUCCUGAUUUCAAAUUCUGACUCCAGGCACUUUCUAUGUGUAGUUUGCUCCUUUUUCUCCUCUUCACAUGCAUUGUCUUUGGGUUCCCGGUUUCCUCAUACAUUUCCAAGAUAUUUGUGGAUAAUUAUAAAAUAUGAAUUGGUACUGCACUGGUACAAUACGAUUGAUCUGGGAGUGUAGGAAUAAAUAUGUUUUUUUGGAUUGAGGGGUCAUCUAAGGCCUUGAACUCCAUUGGGUUCAGGAUGUAGUAAAGAGCAACAUAAUAAUUGUGAUUUCAAAUCCCAUUACCAGGAGCUAUCCAUUUGGAGUUUGCUUAUUCCUCCCAUAUUUGCAUGGGUUUUUUUCUGGGUCACAUCUCCAAGAUGAAUGUGGAAGGUUAAUUGAUAAAACUACUUCACCUGAUAUUAAUGAGUGUGUAUGUUGUAUAAGUGUCUGAUGGAAUGGACAGACCAUUCCAUUCGAGUUUUUUUUUCCUGACUUGUAAAGUAAUGUAGAUAAAUAUACAGGUUUACAGAAGGUUUACAGAAUUCUUUUUAAUGGGUUUUGUGGCCAUUGGAAAGCAACCUUAAAAUAUAAAACUAAAACUCAGUUCUCCAUACACUCAUUAAGAGAAUCACAUUUUAAACAGAGCAUUAUCUAAUUAAGACACAAGUCCAGCACCCUGAUCUCUACUGUGCUAACCAUGAGCAUUAGUAUUAAGUCCUAAGGAUGACUGUCUCCUCAGAGAUCUUUCCUUAUGGCAUCAUGUAUUUAUUGUAGACAUGCUUGUGGUCGGGGUCUUUAUUGGAGCAUGUUGACAACCCAAGUCUCUAUGAACUGUUUUGUUGGAGUAAUGUACAACAGUGAUUCUUCAUUUAUGUAUGAAUGCAUGACAUGGGCAGGAUGGACUGGGCUUUGUCAAGACUGACCACUGGAUUUAUAAUUUUACACAUAUUAGCACUGGCUAUGAAUUUUAGCUGGACCUGUUGUUACUCUUUGUUAAAAUGUUGAAUGUAAAUUAUUUUUCUAUAUUCUUUGUAAAUUUAGUAAUUAAAUAAAAUAAA
This is a messenger RNA of Erpetoichthys calabaricus (reedfish), 5443 nucleotides long. RefSeq names its product BCL3 transcription coactivator (gene bcl3). The record is from RefSeq and is a predicted model, not a curated record. The transcript is spliced from 9 exons. Gene Ontology annotation, molecular function: protein binding. Lineage: Eukaryota; Metazoa; Chordata; Cladistia; Polypteriformes; Polypteridae. The coding region runs from base 563 to 2899 and encodes 778 amino acids.